AUCUCAUCGUCAGUCUUACCGCGCGUCUUCCUUCGUUCCUCCGACUGCUUUGGCUAGCUUUGAGUAUUAUUGCAGUACGUUAGCUGAGUCGUUAUCUGCAAGCCGCCUGCCGAUCAGCUGUCUCAGCGAACCCGAGUCGUGUUUGGUUUGCUCUCACAUAGCUCCGAUACUAGUUGCAGUGGUACUAGUUAAUUCGAGUCUGUAAAGACGCCGUUAUGCUGUCUCGGUGGCGGAAGAAAGGCGGCUCCGACAGCAUCGCUUCAGCACAUCCGCACGUCACCUCCCACAGGGCUGCCGAACCUCCUCCGGCAGGUUCGGACGUCCCGGACCACAGAUCAGAUGCCGAACCGGAGCCUGAGCCUCGGGCUCCAGCUCCGGCAUCCCCUCCUCGAGUGGAUAUGGUUGGGGAGCUGCAGUCGCAGCUGCAGGCGGCGGUUACGCGUAACCACUCGCUAGAAUCUAAGAUCGAUAGGGCGCUUCGGGACGCUCGGGAAUCGCGGAAGCAGAAGGAGGAAGCUGAGGUGGCAGCGGCGGAAGCGGAGAAACGCGCAGCGGAGCAGAAACGGGAAGCGAAAGCUGCCCGGGAGAGGGUGAACUCACUGGAAGAGCAGGUGCGGGCAGCUGAAGUGGUUUCCAGGCAGCUGAGGAAGGAUUUGGAGUUGGAGAAGCAGGAGAGGGAGCUACUUUCGUGGAAGCUUCAAGAAGCGGAGGAAAACGCGGCGGGAUUGAGGGCCCAGGCUAUGCAAGCAGAUGGACAGGUGGAAUUGGCCAAAGCAGAGGUGGCAGACGUGGAAGCCAGGGCCAAUCACCUUGUGACACGUCUGCAAGCUGAGCUGGAGGAGAUGAGGUUGAGGUGUGCUGACCUGGAAGUUGAGAUUGAGGGGGCUAGAGACAGGGUAUCCCUGGCGGAAUUUAGGCUAUCGGAGGAAGUUGCCCGGGCAGAGUCGUUGGUUGGUGAGGCGGACGAGCUGACCGGGAGGAUGCGUGCAGCUGAAGAGCGGGCAGGUGAAGCAGAAGAGAGGGCUUCCCGGGCAGAGAAACGGGCAGAGGAAGCAUUGAGACGGGCAGAAGCGGCUGAAAGGGAGCUUGAGAGGUUAGGGAAGGGAAGGAGGGAAGUGUUGAAGGGGAGGGAAGGUGAGGAAAGGCAGGAAGGGGAGGCAGGUGGGAGGAGGGUAAGAGGGGCGGAGAGCGAGAGCAAGGGAGUUGCAGCAGCAGGGGAGGAGGUGAGGAGGACAGGCGGAGGAGAAGAAAAUGAUGGGAAGGAGGAGAAAGAGGGGGAGUGAGGAGAGUGAGGGCAUUGAAGGGAAGAGUUGUUGAAGGGAGGGGGGAGGACUGGGGAGGUGGGGAGAGGUGGUUGAGUGCGAGUGAAUGGGAAGAGGAAGGGGAGGGAGGAAAGGAUGGCAGAGAAGUGAUUUCACCUGAAUCGGCACUGGAUAGGUGCUGCUUACGAUACAGUGCUUACUUGCCGUAGCCUCGUCGCGGGUGUUACCGGUGUUACGCAAGAAUGGUAUACCCAUGCUUGCUAGAUUGACCUGUUCUGCAGAGUUGAUAUUCGGGCAAUAGGGGAUGGCUGGACUAUUAGGUUUAGGUAGUAGAUGGUAGAGUAGGCAAUCUUAAUCUCUCAUUCUAUCAUUCCCUCUUUUGCACUCAAAGGCAGGGUGUCAGUCAGGGCAAGAAUGGCCUCAUCAGCACGAGCAUGAGCAUUCUAGGGUACAGAUACAGGGUAAGGUUACAG
Closterium sp. NIES-67 is the source of this 1735-nucleotide messenger RNA. The record is from the annotation of a GenBank genome assembly. NCBI's taxonomy places the organism in Eukaryota, Viridiplantae, Streptophyta, Zygnematophyceae, Desmidiales, Closteriaceae.